Molecule: messenger RNA, 2012 nt
Organism: Brachypodium distachyon (stiff brome)
Lineage: Eukaryota; Viridiplantae; Streptophyta; Magnoliopsida; Poales; Poaceae
Product: UDP-glucose 6-dehydrogenase 4
Exons: 2
Coding region: 298-1743 (481 amino acids)
Biological process (GO): glycosaminoglycan biosynthetic process
Cellular component (GO): cytosol; nucleus
Molecular function (GO): UDP-glucose 6-dehydrogenase activity; NAD binding
Source: RefSeq, a predicted model, not a curated record
CAUGGGAGCACUUUGCCGUAAGAUGCAACUCACACCUGCUCAUCUGUUAUGAUUUCUUACCGGCUUUGACAAGUUUAUUUUUCUAAAAGGGAGAGUGGGGAGAGGUAGAUCUAAGAUGGUGGCUAGUGUGGAGAGGGGUAUAUAAGUAGCUGCAGUCUUCUCUGUGCAGACAACUUGUAGGCAGGCAGCUUCUCUCUGCAUACAAGAGGCCGCUUCCAAUUUCUUCCCUCUAGCAGUGUCCUGCUCAAGAUCUCCCUCGAGUUCUUGGGAUCUGCGAUCUCAGGUUAAGCGGACAAGAUGGUGAAGAUCUGCUGCAUCGGAGCUGGCUAUGUCGGCGGCCCAACGAUGGCUGUCAUUGCCGUCAAGUGCCCAGCAAUUGAGGUUGUAGUUGUUGACAUUUCCAAACCUCGCAUUGACGCUUGGAACAGCGACCACCUCCCAAUCUACGAGCCUGGUCUUGAUGAAGUCGUGAAGGAGUGCAGGGGCAGGAACCUCUUCUUCAGCACUGAAGUCGAGAAGCAUGUUGCUGAGGCUGACAUCAUCUUUGUAUCAGUGAACACCCCUACCAAGACCCGUGGUCUUGGUGCAGGCAAGGCUGCCGACCUCACCUACUGGGAGAGUGCUGCUCGGAUGAUUGCUGAUGUCUCCAAGUCUGACAAGAUUGUCGUUGAGAAGUCUACUGUCCCUGUCAAGACUGCAGAGGCUAUUGAGAAGAUCUUGACCCACAACAGCAAGGGUAUCAACUACCAGAUCCUCUCAAACCCAGAAUUCCUUGCGGAGGGCACGGCGAUCGAAGACCUAUUCAAGCCUGACAGAGUGCUCAUUGGUGGCCGGGAGACGCCUGAGGGCAGGAAGGCUGUUCAGGCUCUCAAGGAGGUUUAUGCUCACUGGGUUCCUGAGGACCAGAUCAUCACCACCAACCUGUGGUCCGCUGAGCUCUCAAAGCUCGCGGCCAAUGCAUUCUUAGCACAGAGGAUUUCCUCUGUUAAUGCCAUGUCUGCGCUCUGUGAAGCCACUGGUGCCAAUGUGUCUGAGGUAUCUUACGCCGUGGGUAAGGACUCCAGGAUUGGCCCCAAGUUCCUAAAUGCCAGUGUGGGGUUUGGGGGCUCCUGCUUCCAGAAGGAUAUCUUGAACCUCGUGUACAUCUGCGAGUGCAAUGGCCUCCCUGAGGUGGCCAGCUACUGGAAGCAGGUCAUCAAGAUCAAUGAUUACCAGAAGAGCCGGUUUGUCAACCGUGUUGUGUCCUCCAUGUUCAACACAGUCUCUGGCAAGAAGAUCGCCAUUCUCGGUUUCGCCUUCAAGAAGGACACCGGUGACACCAGGGAGACCCCAGCGAUCGAUGUGUGCAAGGGCCUGUUGGGUGACAAGGCUCAGGUCAGCAUCUAUGAUCCCCAGGUUACUGAGGAGCAAAUCCAGUGGGAUCUGGCCAUGAACAAGUUUGACUGGGACCACCCGACGCACCUACAGCCGACAAGCCCCACGGCCAUGAAGCAGGUGAGCGUUGUCCGGGGUGAUGCAUACGAGGCCACCAAGGGGGCCCAUGGAAUCUGCAUCCUCACUGAGUGGGAAGAGUUCAAGACUUUGGACUACCAGAAGAUUUUUGACAACAUGCAGAAGCCAGCCUUUGUCUUCGAUGGGCGCAACGUUGUGGAUGCCGAGAAGCUCAGGGAGAUUGGCUUCAUCGUCUACUCCAUUGGCAAGCCGCUUGAUGCGUGGCUCAAGGACAUGCCUGCUGUUGCUUAAUUGUGCACAGUUCACUUGAAAGUGCACCACCGGAGAUGCAAGAGUUUGCUUUUGCAGGAGACGGUAUAUUUUCUGUCAGGCAUAAAAUUUGGUUAGUAUGUUUGUCUUGAGUUCUUCAUGCUUGUAUUGCCAUCUGUAGAUUAUACGUACCUCAGUCCAUGGGAUGUUUGUGUCUGAGGAAUGUAACGAUGUUUCUUUGUAUCCAAUGAGCUUUAUAGCUGGUCCAACUGUCUCAAGUUUUUCUCCCCGUAAAAUCGUUUGUUUAUUCA